Messenger RNA from Carassius carassius (crucian carp), 1160 nucleotides. Its product is annotated as F-box/LRR-repeat protein 12-like. The transcript has 4 exons. The coding region runs from base 105 to 1142 and encodes 345 amino acids. The record is from RefSeq and is a predicted model, not a curated record. Lineage: Eukaryota; Metazoa; Chordata; Actinopteri; Cypriniformes; Cyprinidae. Gene Ontology annotation, molecular function: protein binding.
GUGCUUUCGGCAAACCCAAUCAAGCCUCGAUGUGAAAUGUCUGAUUUUUGUUGUUGUUUUUUAUCCAAGCUUCCGUGUCGAGCCGAGCGUAACAUCACUAAGAAAUGGUUCUGGACUAUUUUCCCGAAAACGUUUUAAUCGAUAUUUUAUCUUAUUUAAAUGUGCGCGAGCUCGUGCAGAACUCCAGGGUCUGCAGGCGCUGGAAGCAGCUGGUGAAGGAUCAGAGACUCUGGAGAGCUGUGGAUCUCUCCACAUGGAAAGGGCUGACGUCUCGAGUGCUGUGGGUUUUGCUGCGUCAGUAUCUGGGUCACGGUCUGCGAUGUCUGCGCCUGCGUGGGCUUCUGCUGUCUGUGCGCCGGGGAGCCUUCCUCACCGAGUCCUGGCUGCAGGCGUUGCGCUCCAAGUGCCCUCGUCUGCGCAGACUGUGCCUGCAGUUCACAGACCUGCGCGGUUUACGCAGCUGCGGCCUGCUGCCCUCGUCCCUGCAGGUGCUGGAGCUGCGUUCUUGUGAAGUCUCACCCGGAUUCUUCUCGCAGGACCCAGAGACGGACGGGAAGGCGGCUGCAUCAGCCGUCGCAAUAGAAACGCUGGUCCUGGACAGUGUGCCGUCAUUCUCGGACCAGCACCUGUGCAGUCUGUGCACGUGGCAGCAGCUGAGCCGUCUGGAGCUGCGGGACCUGAGCCGUGUGAGCGCAGGCGGCCUGAUGAGGUGCGUUCCCCCCGGCGCGCAGACGCUCGCCCGCCUCACACACCUGGAGCUGGACACCUGGAGGCUAGCGCAGAUGGUGGCGCUGGGUCUGGGCAAGGGCUGGCCGGGGCUGGCGACACUCAGUUUGGGUGGGAACGAGGUCAAUCCGGGUCUGCUGUCUGUCAGCCGCCUGCAGGACCUGCGCUGGCUGCGUCUGCGUGCAUGCAGACUGAACCAGGAGACGGUGCUCAGAUGCUGCAGGUCUCUGAAGCAGCUGCGUAGGCUGGAGUUCGUGGAGGUGGAGUUCGUGGAGGACGAGGAGAAUGUGAGACCAGAUGCAGCGCAGGGCAGAGAAGAGGAUCCGGUGCCGGAGCUCAGACGCACCUUACGCUCGCUGCUGCCCGACUGCUGCGUGUGUUUCAGCAGCUGCAGACUCACCGUCAACAGAGACUGACAGGAACAGACCGAACCA